Acanthoscelides obtectus is the source of this 5764-nucleotide messenger RNA. The record is from the annotation of a GenBank genome assembly. NCBI's taxonomy places the organism in Eukaryota, Metazoa, Arthropoda, Insecta, Coleoptera, Chrysomelidae.
UGUUUCGUUUCGUAACGAAAAGUUUGGAGCUUUGGAGCCCAGUUAACUCAUACCACAAAACAUAAAAUGCAAUCAUCUCUAUCGGUCAGUGUGGUCAGCAUCCCGCUAAAAAUUGAAUUUUGACGUUUUGUGUUAAGGUUGUUACCGGUUUUGCUAGACAUUUGUGAUACUUUUUAUAAAACAGAUACUUUAAAAAUUAAAAAUAUUCAUUCCUUAUUCAAGCUUCACCGUCUGCGUUCACUAAGAUGAGUGAUUCAGGUGAGGCUUCCAUCUCAGAAGCACCAAGUGAUACAUCCCAAAAUUCAAUACAGGCCCUCAAAGCAGAGCGUAGAAGGCUUAAACAGUUACAAGAAGAAGAGACAGCUGCCCUAGAACGCAGAGAAAGGGCUACAAAACAGAUCAAUUACCUUCUUAAUUUUUGCAAAAGUUACUGUGAUUUCAUUAAAGACCAAAUUAUUCCUACAGAUAAGAAAGAGGUUGUUAAGAAAAAACAUAAGUCAAAUCCCACAUUAUCUGACCUGAGGGAAGCAUAUCAAACAAAGGAGUCUAGUAAAGAGAAUAAUCAAAACAAACGUAAUAUACUUUUUGAUGAUGAAGAACCUGUAUCUUUAUGUGACUCAGCGGAGAUGAGCGAGAAAAGAGGGAAAGAAGAAUUCAAGUAUUUCAAGGGAGCCCUGAGACCUUACCAAAUAGAAGGUGUCAAUUGGUUACUUAAUCUCCACCACCACGCAGUGAAUGGCAUCCUUGCCGACGAGAUGGGUCUCGGUAAGACCAUCCAAGUGAUUGCCUUGAUAUGUGCCUUGAUGGAAGAUAAGAAACCUGGUCCGUUCUUGAUCGUCGUACCUCUAUCGACUCUGCCUAAUUGGAAAUCCGAAUGGGAAAGAUUUGCUCCAGAUAUCCCCGUGGUCUGUUAUCAUGGCUAUGCCAACAGCCAUGUACAGUUGAGGAAGAACAUUAAAAUGAAAUAUAGAGUGGGAGAUUAUCAAACACACCCCGUCGUCCUGACACCUCACCAUUUCAUUUUGAAAGAGGGUGAUUUUUUGACUACUGUGAAAUGGAAGUAUGUGAUUGUAGAUGAAGGUCAUAGGUUGAAGAAUAACGAGUGCCAGUUCACUAGGAUUCUGAAUACAUUUUCUGCCUCAUGCAAGCUGUUGCUUACUGGAACACCGCUACAGAACAACAUAAAGGAGUUAUGGUCUCUUCUCAAUUUCCUUAUGCCACAGAUCUUUAAUAAUGUCGACUCUUUUUCAACUUUAUUGAUGUUGGAAGAUGUUAAGGAUGAGAACAAAUUCAUAGAGCAAGAACAAAAAACGAAAAUGGUAACGACAAUUCAUCAAAUUCUGAAACCAUUCGUUCUACGUAGAUUGAAGAAGGAUGUUCUGGAUGAUUUAGUUCCAAAGAAAGAGGUUUUAGUGUAUUGUAACAUGACCGACGAACAGGCCACACUUUAUGAAUCUGUUAUAGAGAAGAGUAUAAUGUUGCUUUUAAAAAAAAGGGAAGAGGAAGAUAUUUAUGAGCCUAGUCGAAAAAGGAGAUGUACACAAGAUAGAAAAUAUUACAACAUAAUGGAAAACAUAGAUGAGUCUUAUGAGUUUGACCUGGAUUAUAACACUAGUCCUUAUGGUACGCCAAGAGAAACACCAGAAAGAAGCAUCAGCGGUUCAGACUCAAGCGUGCUCAGCACCCCGAGUAGUUCUCGCAGUACUUUCAGCAAUGACCAGAUAAAAUAUGUGGACAAAUUAACAAUGACUAGGCCACUGUCUAUGUUAAUGAAGAUCACAGAUCAUCCAUACUUGGUGCGUAUCCCCCUUGACCCAAACUACAAGCAAAAGACAAUGCUAAUUGAUGAAGGUGUUGUUAGGAAUAGCGGGAAGAUGAUCGUGUUGGACCAGAUGCUGGCUAAACUGAAGCAAAAAGGACAUAAGGUUCUCAUCUUUUCCACAUUGUGCAUGAUGCUGGACAUCAUCGAAGAUUAUUUGAUAAUGCGCGACUACAAGUACUGCAGACUGGACGGUACACGAAGCUUGUCGGAUCGUGGAGAGAAUGUCGAUGCAUUUAACAGUGAUCCCUCCGUCUUUGUAUUCCUCCUGUCGACCAGAGCUGGAGGACUUGGUUUGAAUCUCACUGCUGCUGAUACUGUGAUAUUCUUCGAUAGAGAUUGGAAUCCUCAAGUAGAUAUUCAAGCACAAGAUAGAUGCCAUCGUAUUGGUCAAACCAAACCUGUUAUGAUUUAUACUCUAAUUUGCAAGAAUACCAUCGAUGAAACCGUUCUAGAUCGUGGAUUGCAUAAGAGGAUUUUAGAAAAACUAGUCAUCAAAGAUGGAAAAUUCAUGGGCUCCGGCGUGCAUGAGGAUAAAGGAAAAGUAACAUCCAGCUUGAUGGAAUUGCGUGACGUUUUUAAGAAAUCUAACAACGUCAAAAAACAAGAUAUGUCUGAGGCCGAAUUUGAUACAUUAUUGGAUCGUUCGGAGCUCUACGAAAUGAUGGAAAGAAAAUAGGGAAAGUACCUGCCUUGUUAUGUUAUUUGAAGCUAUGAUCGAAAAAUACAAACGUUUUAUUUUGUUCCGAUUCAAUCGUUGAUAUGUAUAAGGAUUAAACGUUUGAGACAUCUCACUAUUGCCUUUGACCUUCCGUUGUUUAUAUUUUAAUGAGAUUCAUUGGUAGAAACAUCACAAGCUUCAAGUAUUAUUAUCUUAUGUUUGUAUAUGUGAUACUUUUACUUUUCUCAGUAUUCCUUUUGUUGUUAUAUAUCCACUUUUGUCUUACUAUCAUCGAAAGUGCCUUGACAAUUUGUGAUAAAGUAUUCUUGUUGCCAUAAUCUACUUAGUCACAAAUAAAAUAGAACGUUAGUCAUCAUUAAUUUUCUAAGUUUGUUGUAGUUGAUUUUCCUUAUGGCAGAGUCAUUGCUUAUCCUUAUUCUGAAACUUACAGGUUUUAGCUUACAUUUCUUUUCCAGCUUGUUGACUAUUACUGCUUUUAUUCUACAAAACUUGAAUACAUAGUUUUGAGGGCAUUAUAAGCAGUCAUUUUCAAAUAAAUCAGCGCAAAAUGCAAAAAAUCCCCUCAAUUAUUACCUUACGUGGAGAUACGACAAAAAAGGAUGAACCGGCAUUGUAAAAAUAAUCCGUGAAGUAUAAAAAGCAGUAAUUUGUUGACAAUUCUGAAUCCUAAGGAGGAACCGCUUAUAAUAAUACCCAGUAAAAAAAAUAUUUUACACAUCCCAGUCAAAAUGGUUUUAUUUAAAGGUAAAAUUAUGCAGUUAGUAAGAUGUGAAUAAAUUUUGAAGUGGAAUAUCAGUUGUAUCGCUGGAUCUCCCUAAUAACGUUCUGGUCUACCCCGAUGCCGUCGCUGAGUCUUUGGGGAGUGCUUUUGAAGCGGCGACUUAUGUUUUUCCAAUCUAGCUGUACUUAGUUCUGAAGAGGUGUGGAAGAUGAAAUAAAGAGGUUAAUUUCUUUGAAUCAUGUCCCGCAUCUAAUGAAUAGCAAGCCAAACGUGUUUCUCCGCGACCCCUUCUGUCUGUGCCCAUUAUGUUUUCCUAAAUAGAACCGAAGCGCGCGUAUCUAAAAACAUUGUUAUACUUUUCAUUAUCCCAAUUUUUUGGUCUGAAUUCGGCUAGCUAGUUUGGGAUGAGAUACUUCAAGAAGACGAAUCACCUCCUCAGAAGCAUACCCUGAGGACUGGGCGAAUGUACAGGGUGAGGCAGAAAUGAUGACCCGGUUUAGAAAAACUGAAUAACUUAUAGACUUAAAAUCUUUUCAUUAUGAUUUGUAUGUAAUUCCUUUUUUUAUUUAGUUUUGAAUACAACUUCAUCAAGAUGGUGGCCCUCAGCAGCAAUACACUGAUGAAGUCUAUUUAUGAGGUUUUGAGCUACUUUUCUAAACAUUUCUGGGGAUGUGGUGGAUGUUUUCUCAACAAUUCUGGUCAUCUAAAGUGUGGGGGAGAUGCUUCAAAACUUUCUCCUUCAAAUAAACCCACAGAAAAAAGUCGCACAUGCAACCCCAGAGGGGUGAAAGUGGGUCUCGUCGCUGCUGGAAAAAGUUGAUGUUUUGGGGACUCGUUCAAGCAUUUCUUGACAACGAUUUACACAGUGGAUGUAAUCAUCAGGCACCAUGAUUUUAUAGCGAUGGAAUGACAGUUCUUCAUGCAGAAUUUUCGUUAAAGAGCGACCAGACAUAUCCAAAUCAAUCGGAUGCCUUCAAGGAGAGCGCCUUGGUGACAAUUCAAUUGCUGCCCUCACAGCCAUCAUAUUUUGACAGAUCUGGGUCAUCCAGUUGCCUUGGGUCUUGUAGUGGAUCCAGUUUCUUCCAAUGUACGAGCCCAACCUUUAGUUGUCUUACCGCUAGCGACCGUAACAUUACGAGGAAUGUUGAAAUGUACGCGAAUAGCUCCCUGCGUGGCGAUGAGGGAGCGGCCAUUUUCAAAAAACGUACGCACAGCGAGGCCGAGAUGCUCACUUGUCCAAAUCAUGCCGUCAACUGAAAACAGGACGAUGCAACACCCACAAUGACACCCCUCCCCACUUCCUACUCCCGCCAUAGAACAAGCUAUUAGUUUGACAAACCGGUUCAUUACUUAUGCCUCACCCUGUAUAUGGCACCAGGGUGACUUAACACAUUAUCCAGCGAUACAGUAAAUGUUUUCACUACAAAAUGUAAUUACGGCUUACGUCUAAGGGCCGUAUCGUAAGUCGUUCCUACAAUUAUAGGACGCCUUUAUGACCUUGAUUUUCAUGGUUUUUCCUGUCCUUCAGAGAUGCGAUGGUAUUUCUAGAUUUCUGUUUCUCUAUUUUGAGGUUAUAUCUUCUGUUUGAAUUCUAAGAUAUUUCAGGCUGAUAAAACUUGAUUUUUAUCAUCUAUUUUAUUAGCAAGAGACUUCUUAAGAUUCAAAAAGAAAACCUAACCUCACAAUAGGAUAUCGCUCACACGGAACAGUAGAAAUCUAGAAUUACCCUAACCUUUCUGAAGGAGAGAAAAUACUAUGGAAAUAAAGGAGGCCAUAAAGGCGUCCAACAAUGUAAGAACGACCGACGAUACGGCCCUAACUGUAUCUGAAAUAUUUAAAUUAAAUUGUUGUUACUGUAUGUUCUAUUUUCUUUAUCACUAAGUAUAUUACCUAUUUACCAUUCCACGCUUAACUAGUACCGUAGUAUUUACUAUUUCCAUAUGGCUAAAAUUUAAAUAAGUGUUACUGUAAGUACUCCAAAGAAAGUAUUUUUUAUCUUGUGCUUUAAUUAUAUAUGUUUGAUGAAUACGGGGACAUCCACUUGAGCACAACUGCUUUUAAAUUAGGGCAUCUUCGUUAAGAUAUGCUAAUAGUCAUAAGAAAUUCUCAAACGAUACAUUUGUCAUAUUUUAGAAAAAUAUCUCGUUUACGUUUGCAGAAAAGACAAGAGCAAUAUAGAUGGCAGACAGUACUACUCAAAAACUUCUUAAUUUCGCUGAAGAUAAAUUGAAUUUUUUUAUGAAGAGAAUUUCAACAACAAACUUGAUUCAUAAAAAACAAAUUGCGGAUUUAAACAGCGAACCUGCGAUUUUACUGUCCCCCGUCGUUUUUAUCUAUCGUAAAGUGGAUGCCCCUUACAGUUUUUGUGUUAUUUAAACGUUGUUUUUGUUCUGCGUUUUUGAAAACUGUUAUAGAAUGUUAGGUUAGGUUUUGAUUAAGUGUUUUUUAAGCUGUGCUGAAGCUAUUGCAUUGUUAACUAUGCCGAUAAACUAAAAUGUGGCUUACCAAUUUAUGAAUAAACUAUUUUUCUACUUUUCAUUUA